AUGUCUUCCUUAAUUCCAAAUAACAUUUGUGAUAACUAUAUGAAUACUAUUGAAAAUAGUAACAAUAACAGUGGUAGUAAUAGUAAUAGUAACAUUCCACCCAGAUAUAAUAAACUUUCAACACCAGAAACAACUUUUUGGUCAAAUAUUCAAUUUUAUUUAGAUUUAAUUUCAGUGAGAAACUAUUUACAUGUAGACCAUGGUGUUAGAAAAACCAAGAAUCAUUUUUAUUUAAUUAAAAAGAAUGUAAAUCAACAACAAUUAGAUGAAUUAAAUGGUGAAUUGAUAGCGUUACUUAAAGCUUCAAAAAAGAGAAAAAACUACAUAGUUAAAGAGAGUAGAAUGGUGAAACAAUUAAAGAUUGAUAAUCAACAAUUAAUUAAUGAAAAUCAACAAUUAAUUAAAAAGAUGGAACAAGAAAGAUCUCAUUAUCAAAAUACAAUUAUUCAAUUUAAGAAUAAAGAAGAAGAAUUAAAAAAUCAAUUACAACAAUUACAGAUUCACUCAAAUAAUCAAAAUCAAGAAAUAGACCGAGUGACUCGUGAACUCGAUCAAUGUAGAGCAACAAUUGGUAGUUUUGAAGCUCAGAAAGAGAUGUACUCCAAACUUAAUGAAAAUUUAGAAAACGACAAGCUAAAUAUAUUAGAAGAUUAUGGUUAUGUUCGUGGCGUUGAAUAUGAAGAAGAAGAAGAAUUUUAUUCAUUAGACGAUGAAAAUACUAGUGGUCAGACAAAAUUCAAUUUUGAAACUGGGAUGAAUGCAAUCGAUAAGCUAAAACAUAUCUCUCAAAUUUAUUAUUUUAGAAGAGUACUCACAAUUCGUCAAAGCUCUUGUUAUCGUUCAGAACCACGUGCCGAUACUGAAACCACAGGCCUCUCCGUAGCAACUGAUGAAAUCACUGAAAUCUCAAUUAUCGAUUUAUAUGAUGGUAGCCACUUUUAUAAACUCAUCAAUCCAACAACAACCGUUUCAAGUGCUUCUGCAUCAAUCCAUGGUCAUACAAAUAAAAGUUUAGCAGGUAAUGAGUAUUGGUGUGAUAUUGAACCAUCGCUUAUUGAAUAUCUUUCAAAAUAUCAAAAAUCAGGUGCUUACAUCAUUGCUCAUAAUGAAAAGUUUGAUAGAGGAAUUUUAGCAAGUCAAAUUGGUAAAAAUGCUGCUUCUGUUCCAUCCAUGUUUCCUUCAAUAGUGUUUGUUGAUUCAAUUCCAAUUUUUAAAAGAUUUGUCAAAAAAUUAGAAGGUGGUUAUUCCAUGAGUUCACUUAUAGACCAUUAUCAAAUUCCAAAAUCAGAUAAAAGCCAUUCCAGUUGUCAAGAUGUUUUAGAUCUUGUUUUAUUAUUAAAAGAGCACAAAAACAAAGAGGGCAAGAACAUUGAAGCUGAUUUAGCUAAAUUUUUAAAUGAUACAAUUAAAGAGAUUAAAAACAAACAUAAUUUAAAGUUAAAAGCUGGUGAUGAUACUCAAAAUGGUGAUACAGAUAAAGGUACAAGUGCAUUGGAAUCAGUCAUUAAUGGUUUUAGUGCAAUUAGUCUCAAGAAAAUAUUUGGUGAGGAUAUCAAAAAGAAUUUAGAGAAGGAUGUUGAAGGUAACUAUUAUUUUUACAGGCAUACAACACACAUCACUUUUACACAUCAGUCAAUAUUAUGUAAUCAUAUUCAAUCUUAUAAUUUUUAUUAA
This is a messenger RNA of Dictyostelium purpureum, 1674 nucleotides long. RefSeq lists its product as uncharacterized. The coding region runs from base 1 to 1674 and encodes 557 amino acids. NCBI's taxonomy places the organism in Eukaryota, Evosea, Eumycetozoa, Dictyosteliales, Dictyosteliaceae. The record is from RefSeq and is a predicted model, not a curated record. Gene Ontology annotation, molecular function: nucleic acid binding; 3'-5' exonuclease activity. The transcript has 5 exons.